AUGGGGGACCUUGAUGGCGCCGAGUACAUCGAACCUACUGUCACUCGCACAGGUACAUACAGCACCGACGAGCGAAAGACCAGGGCUGUGAAGAGAAUCGAAGAUAGGGGGUUUGACGUGUCGACUUUAUUUACGCCCUGGGAUACGACCGCUAGUUUGGGAGAGCUUGGCAGUAGUUCGCUCUCUGCCGUGGAGGAAAUCUUGAAGAUUCUUUUGUAUAGAAACUGUUCCCGAGAAGAGAUCUUUAUACAGUUGGACGGGGCUGUCAAUGGUGCUGUGGAUAGUCGCACUUCGGAGCCUUGCAAGCCUACCUUUGCACCCCUGAGGAACCUACGCCGGCAAUUAAGGGACGGCUCUUCAGUUCAACCGAUCCCAUCGCGUUCAACCAGGGGCAUAACCAGGCAAGCUUCCUCUUCCGAGAAGCCUAAAAGAAAGCCGCGUAAGAGCCUUUCUCAAUCCCCAGCAAAGAGAGUUUGCCAAGGUCUUGCUCACAGUCUCCGUAACGAUACCGAGGAGGUAUAUGUUCACCGCUCUCAACACUCGUCAGAGUCAACUUCGUCGCAUGAUGGGGAUCAUCCCGAAACUUCAGACUAUUAUGCAUUCAUCGAUCAAGCAUCCUCUAAACUCUUAACACACACCCGAACUUCUCAGCGCUCACGCGAGCGCUCCUCGCAGCGGCCGCGGAUCGAGAGCUCAGAUGGCGACAUCGCUGCCAAUGACACGGCGGAUUCUCAGCUCUUCCCUACGAGCGCGGUAUCGAACGCAAAAACAGCGAUAGACAGGGGCAAGCAGAGGAACACACAAGGAGACCCCAUCGCAGGCCGCACAGCCGAAAGUUCAUCCAUCAAAUCACGGAAUAGAUUGAGUUUGAAGAAUUGGCGAACUCGCCUUGAACCCUGCACCGCUGACGCCCAAGGCGAAUACGAUGGAGUUGCUGCAGUCUACGAGACUGCUAAGAACGCUUACGCUACUACAUUGAAGAGCGAGGAUGAUGCCCUUAAGUCUCUCUCUUCCUUCCGGACUGCCGGCACGCCCUUAUCUCGACUCUCAGUCGAAGCCAUAGAAUCUGGCACUGUUGGACCUCUCCUUCAAAGGUUGGAAAAGAUAGAUGCCAUAGAGAAAGAAGAUGACCAGCUCAGGUCCGCGUACCAGCAGAAGAAGGAGAGCAGGAUCGCACAGGCCAAAAUCUUGGUCAAAUCGAAGUCGGACAUGGAGAAGAAAGUGAAUUUACUAAAGCAGCUUCAGAACAUCAUGGAUGAUCUGAUCACGGAUAGUGAGCCUGAAGCCGGGUGA
Messenger RNA from Letharia lupina, 1293 nucleotides. RefSeq lists its product as uncharacterized. The transcript has a single exon. The record is from RefSeq and is a predicted model, not a curated record. The coding region runs from base 1 to 1293 and encodes 430 amino acids. NCBI's taxonomy places the organism in Eukaryota, Fungi, Ascomycota, Lecanoromycetes, Lecanorales, Parmeliaceae.